AUGCCAAUGAGUGGCUCCUCCGCCAGGCUUUGCGCGGACCAUGUCGCCAGCGCGCUUCUGAGACGGCGAGUACCGGUACGCCCUGCGGCCCUGCGUACAACGAAGCCAGCUUAUAUCACGGAUUAUCGGAGAAGUCUACACAGUGGGCUUUCCUACCGCUCCCGAACAAACCCAGGGAUUCCGCGCAGAUGUAGCCGGUGGAAUGCGGGUGCGUACUCGGUGAACCAGGGGGUGAGACGAUGGGCAGCAACUCUCACAAAUGAUGCGGCUGUGAAGGCUCCGGCUAGCGAGACUGGUGGUCCCUUGGCAGAGUAUGAUACGAGGGUCCAGGCGGGGAGGCUUCGAGACGAUCCCUAUCAGAGACAGAUAAUCGAGCAGCUGCAAGAUUUAUACGAACGGCUCCGGUCAUAUGAAGCUCCUGCGGUCGUGCGCCCAACUAUAGAGUCGUUGGACCAAGCGCCGAAGAAGUCGUUUUUCGGCUCGUUAUUCUCAAAAGCGCCUGCGAAGCCGGAAACGUCGAUUUCGGAGGAUCUGCCUAAAGGUCUUUAUAUGUAUGGGGAUGUUGGAUGUGGGAAGACGAUGCUCAUGGAUUUGUUUUACGAAACGCUGCCACCGAAUAUUUCGUCGAAGUCUCGGAUUCAUUUCCAUAACUUCAUGCAGGAUGUACAUAAGCGGAUGCAUGUGGUGAAGAUGCGGUUUGGUAAUGACUUUGAUGCCUUGCCGCUGGUUGCGGCUGAUAUUGCGGAAAAGUCGAGUGUGCUAUGCUUCGAUGAGUUCCAGUGUACGGAUGUAGCUGAUGCUAUGAUUCUACGAAGACUCCUUGAAUUGCUUAUGUCUCACGGCGUUGUCCUCGUUACCACCUCGAACCGACAUCCAAACGACCUCUACCUGAACGGCAUCCAACGUGAAUCCUUCAUCCCGUGCAUCACCCUCCUAACGACUGUCCUCAAUGUGAUCAACCUUAACUCUCCCACCGACUACCGAAAAAUCCCCCGUCCGCCAUCUGGUGUCUACCACAACCCUCUAGGUCCAGAGGCCGAGCAGCAUGCUCAGAAAUGGUUCGACUUCCUCGGCGACCCGAUCAACGACCCUCCACAUCCGACCACGCAAGAAGUCUGGGGCCGCAAGAUCCAAGUUCCUCUCGCCAGCGGCAAGGCUGCAAAGUUCAGCUUCCAGCAGCUCAUUGGAUCUGCUACAGGUGCAGCAGACUAUCUCGAACUGGUCCGAAAUUACGAAGCAUUCAUCGUCACGGAUGUGCCGUCCAUGACGCUGCACCAGCGUGAUCUUGCUAGACGGUUUAUCACAUUCAUCGACGCCGUCUACGAAAGCAGGGCAAAACUCGUCCUUACAACAGAAACCCCGUUAACAACGCUCUUCAUCUCCGAGUCUGAAGUCAAGACCUCUCUCGACGACAGCGGCGAGCACACGGAUCUCUCCGACUCCAUGCGCAUGAUGAUGGACGACCUCGGCCUAUCCAUGAAAGCACUCAAAACAUCCUCAAUCUUCAGCGGUGACGAGGAACGCUUUGCCUUCGCGCGUGCUCUAUCCCGUCUUUCUGAAAUGGGGAGCAAGGAGUGGGUUGAGAGGGGUUUGUUGGGUGUAGGAUUGGAUGCUGCGAAGGGGAAGCAAGAGCAUGAUGCUUAUCUGAAGGCAAGGAGCCGGUGGAGUGAGGAUAACAUGUAA
This is a messenger RNA of Aspergillus puulaauensis, 1683 nucleotides long. RefSeq names its product AFG1 family ATPase. NCBI's taxonomy places the organism in Eukaryota, Fungi, Ascomycota, Eurotiomycetes, Eurotiales, Aspergillaceae. The record is from RefSeq and is a predicted model, not a curated record. The transcript has 4 exons. Gene Ontology annotation, cellular component: cytoplasm; mitochondrion. Gene Ontology annotation, molecular function: ATP hydrolysis activity; ATP binding. The coding region runs from base 1 to 1683 and encodes 560 amino acids. Gene Ontology annotation, biological process: protein quality control for misfolded or incompletely synthesized proteins.